CUCAUAUUUCCUUUUGGACCGCCCACCACCUACCGCUCCACUCUGCAUAUUUGAAAUCAUGGUAGUAGAAACCGCAUACUACGACGCCCUCGGCGUACCGCCCACCGCAUCCGAACUGGAAAUCAAAAAGGCCUACCGCAAGCUUGCGAUCAAACUGCACCCAGACAAGAACCCUGGAGAUGAGACGGCACACGCGAAAUUCCAAGAAAUUGGUGAGGCAUACCAAAUUCUCAGCGACGAGCAGCUGCGCGCAGCAUACGACAAACAUGGCAAAGAAGGUGCUAUGCCCAGUAGCGGUUUUGAGGACCCCUCCGAGUUCUUCACCAUGAUCUUUGGUGGAGAGGCUUUUGUAGACUGGAUCGGCGAAAUUUCCUUAAUGAAGGACCUUACCAAGACUAUGGAAAUCUCCCAGCGUGAGAUGGAGGCUGAGGCUGCCGCUCAGGCUGAGGCUGAGAGGGCGGAAGCUGGAAAGACACCUACGGCCGAAGGGACUGGUGCUACUCCCCCGACUGCUGCCACAGAAGCAACAGGCCCAAGUGCUGCUGCACCAGCCAAGGAAGCCGAAGCAGCAGCUGAGCACACAGGAACGCAGACGGCAAAUGUACCACCUCCUCAUGUAGAAGCAGAAGCACCUCCAGCGCCCGCAGCCGGUGCAUCCACUUCUACACAGCUCCCACCGCUCCCACCACGGACAAGCACACCACCAACACGAGGCAUUCCGAUCCGCGCGGCUAUCAUGGACAAGUCUGAUGAAGAAGUACGCAUGGAGGCAGAAGGCAUGACUGAUGCAGAGAAGGAGCUGCGGGAAAAGCAAAAGAAGAAGGCUGGUCUUACUAAAGAGCAGCGGGAAGAGCUUGCAGCAUACGAAAUGGAGCGAAAGAGGAUCCGUGAGGAACGCGUUAACAACCUUGCUAAGAAGCUUAUUGAGCGUAUCUCAUUAUGGACCGAGACCGACAAGGCUAACGAUGUAACUGCUGCUUUCAAGGGAAAAAUUCAUCUCGAGAUUGAGAAUCUGAAGAUGGAGUCUUUCGGUAUUGAAAUCCUCCACGCCAUUGGAACUACCUACACUAUGAAGGCAUCCUCAUUCCUCAAGUCUCAGAAAUUCCUCGGCAUCUCAGGCUUCUUCUCCCGCAUCAAGGACAAGGGUACCCUCGUCAAAGACACCUGGUCGACCAUGUCGGCUGCGAUAGAUGCGCAGCUGACUAUGGAAGAAAUGGCGAAGUUGGAAGAGCAGGGUGGUGAGGCAUGGACGGAUGAGAAGAAGGCCGAGUACGAGAAGAAGGUCACUGGUAAGAUUCUCGCCGCUGCGUGGAGAGGUAGCAAGUUUGAGAUUCAGAGCGUGCUGCGCGACGUGUGCGACGCUGUACUCAACGACAAGAAGAUCAAGCUCGAGAAGCGCGUGGAACGGGCCCAUGCCCUCAUGAUUAUCGGAGAGAUGUUCCAGAAGGCUGAGCGCGAUCCCGAAGAAGAGGGCGACUUCAUGGCGUUUGAGCAGCUCAUGGCCGAGGCAGCAGCGAAGAAGGAUGCAAAAGACGAGAAGCACGGAAAGCAUCAUCAUGAUAAGAAGGAAAAGGAGAAGAAGAAGGAAAAGGCAUAGGGUUGAGUCGAGCUUCUCUCCAACUUCUUCUCUAUACAUGUUGUCCUUUUCUUCUGCCAAACCCCGCUCUUUUUCUUCUUGUUUUGUGAUAUCCAUAGAUGGGGAUCGUUUUUGGCCCUUGUUCUGAUAAUGGCAUUUGGAAGCUGCGAUAGAAAUUUGCUCACAAGAUGAGUAUCCAGGACUGAGUUUUGCAUUGAUAUGCAUGAUGCGCGGUUCAUUGCGUGUUUUCGAAACUGUGAGUGGAAAACAACACAUGCGAUAUUUUCGACCUAUCCCUCCUCUUUAGGGAUUAAAAUAGCUAGGAUAAAAAUUUCGCUUAUACCACGACGGUUGCAACGACUUGGUUGACACCGACCG
Molecule: messenger RNA, 1954 nt
Organism: Bipolaris sorokiniana ND90Pr
Lineage: Eukaryota; Fungi; Ascomycota; Dothideomycetes; Pleosporales; Pleosporaceae
Exons: 6
Coding region: 59-1597 (512 amino acids)
Biological process (GO): protein import into peroxisome matrix
Cellular component (GO): cytosol
Source: RefSeq, a predicted model, not a curated record